This is a messenger RNA of Dothidotthia symphoricarpi CBS 119687, 505 nucleotides long. RefSeq lists its product as uncharacterized. The record is from RefSeq and is a predicted model, not a curated record. The transcript has a single exon. NCBI's taxonomy places the organism in Eukaryota, Fungi, Ascomycota, Dothideomycetes, Pleosporales, Dothidotthiaceae. The coding region runs from base 195 to 434 and encodes 79 amino acids.
ACAAGUCUCAGACGAACGGUGAAUAUAUUGAAUUGGAGCAGAGAACCUGAGUGAUUACUAGGCACGACCGUGUGUUUGUUUGGUUGCCGCGCCUUUCCCUGACCUCCACUCCUUGGCCCCCCGCAACUCUCCACCUCAACUCCACACCCACUCUCACAUCCUCCUUUCUACCAUCACUGAUCGACUUGCCCACGAUGAAGACGCUCCAGGAGCAGCAUGCGCUCCUCAAGUUCUGGGCUGAUGGUACUGACUUCGUUCUCGAUGCGCACAAGUCUCCCAAGGCUGAGUUUGCUCGUUUGGCGCAGCGGAAGCGCUGGAUAGGCGGUGAUGCGAACUGGAAGACUCACUGGCAGGCAUGUUUUGAAGAGGCGUACUCGUAUGGUGUUGGUCGUAAGUUUUUGUUGUGUCUGCCCAACUCAGAGAUAUGUUCUUAGCGAAUAUUGUAAUGUACACCUGGCGAGAUGAGGCUGAUCAUACUGUAGGAGCGCCUACCACUACAGCCACC